Messenger RNA from Stegostoma tigrinum, 5737 nucleotides. It is a transcript of the gene rrh, whose product is annotated as retinal pigment epithelium-derived rhodopsin homolog. The coding region runs from base 146 to 1192 and encodes 348 amino acids. NCBI's taxonomy places the organism in Eukaryota, Metazoa, Chordata, Chondrichthyes, Orectolobiformes, Stegostomatidae. The transcript is spliced from 7 exons. Gene Ontology annotation, cellular component: photoreceptor outer segment; membrane. Gene Ontology annotation, biological process: visual perception; G protein-coupled receptor signaling pathway. Gene Ontology annotation, molecular function: G protein-coupled receptor activity. The record is from RefSeq and is a predicted model, not a curated record.
GACCCAAAGAACUUUUCAGCAGCCACAGUGACAGUCUUUGUGGUUUGGAGACAAAGCUUUGUGUCUGAUUUUACCAUUGAAUAGAUAAAAACAGAACCUCUCUCAGUUUGUUUUUCGAAUCGUUAAGUAUUUCUUAACCACUGUAAUGGAAGAUAAUUUAGAAAACCUCUUUAGGAAUGUUACUUUCAAUUCCUCCAGAGACUCGACUGAAAUGGAAUUCAAAUCUGUCUUCUCUUGGAGGGAGCAUAAUAUUGUUGCAGCUUAUUUGAUAACGGCAGGAGUGUUAAGUCUACUCAGCAACAUAAUAGUGUUAAUUAUGUUUGUCAAGUUCAAGGAGUUCCGUACAGCCACCAAUGCAAUUAUUGUGAACUUGGCUUUCACUGACAUUGGCGUGAGUGCCAUCGGUUACCCAAUGUCAGCUGCUUCAGACCUGCAUGGCAGCUGGAAGUUUGGCCAUGCGGGCUGUCAGGCUUAUGCAGCUUUAAAUAUCUUUUUUGGAAUGGCGAGUAUUGGGUUACUUACUGUAGUCGCUAUUGACCGAUACCUGAUGAUUAGUAAACCUGAUUUAGGAAGAAAGAUGUCCAAUGUUACCUAUGCAACUCUGAUCACAGUUGCCUGGGCCAAUGGCCUAUUCUGGGCUCUGAUGCCAGUAAUGGGUUGGGCAAGUUAUGCUCCAGAUCCAACAGGAGCUACAUGUACCAUCAAUUGGAGGAACAAUGACUCGUUGUUUGUUUCCUACACAAUGACAGUAAUUGCAGUUAAUUUUGUGGUACCAUUGUCAAUCAUGAUCUUCUGCUAUUACAAUGUAUCCAAAACUGUGAAAAGAUUUAUGCGCCAUGAUGUUCUAGAAAAUAUAACCUUGGAUUGGUCAGAUCAACUUGAUGUGACAAAGAUGUCUGUUGCAAUGAUUGUGAUGUUCCUGGUGGCUUGGUCACCUUACUCCAUUGUGUGCUUAUGGUCUUCUUUCAGUGACCCAAAAUUCAUUCCACCUGCAAUGGCAAUUGUAGCUCCACUUUUUGCCAAGUCUUCUACUUUCUAUAAUCCUUGUAUUUAUGUCAUUGCAAAUAAGAAGUUUCGGAGGGCUUUAAUUGCAAUGAUACGCUGCCAGAGUCAACAGGAUUUAACUAUCAGCCACAUUCUGCCAAUGACCAUCUCUCAGGCACCUUUAACAGAAUUAAACUCUUUCAUUUAAAUCCGCUGUACUGUAAACCAACCCCACCACACCCGGCACCUUCCCCUGCAACCGCAGGAAGUGCUACACUUGCCCCCACACCUCCUCCCUCACCUCUAUCCCAGGUCCCAAGAUGACCUUCCAUAUCAAGCAGAUGUUCACCUACACAUCUGCCAAUGUGGUAUAUUGUAUCCAUUGCACCCGAUGUGGCUUCCUCUACAUUGGGGAAACCAAGCAGAGGCUUGGGGACCGCUUUGCAGAACACCUCCGCUCGGUUCGCAACAAACAACUGCACCUCCCAGUCGUGAACCAUUUCAACUCCCCCUCCCAUUCCUCAGACGACAUGUCCAUCAUGGGCCUCCUGCAGUGCCACAAUGAUGCCACCCGAAGGUUGCAGGAACAGCAACUCAUAUUCUGCUUGGGAACCCUGCAGCCCAAUGGUAUCAAUGUGGACUUCACAAGCUUCAAAAUCUCCACUUCCCCCACUGCAUCCCAAAACCAGCCCAGUUCUUCCCCUCCCCCCACUGCAUCACACAACCAGCCCAGCUCUUCCCCUCCACCCACUGCAUCCCAAAACCAGCUCAGCCUGUCUCUGCCUCCCUAACCUGUUCUUCCUCUCGCCCAUCCCUUCCUCCCACCCCAAGCCGCACCUCCAUUUCCUACCUACUAACUUCAUCCCGCCUCCUUGACCUGUCCAUCUUCCCUGGACUGACCUAUCCCCUGCCUACCUCCUCACCUAUACUCUCUUCUCUAUCUAUCUUGUUUUCUCUCCAUCUUCGGUCCGCCUCCCCCUCUCUCCCUAUUUAUUCCAGUUCCCUCUCCCCAUUCCCCUCUCUGAUGAAGGGCUAGGCCCGAAAUGUCAGUUUUUGUGCUCCUGAGAUGCUGCUUGGCCUGCUGUGUUCACCCAGCUCCACACUUUUUUAUCUUGGAUUCUCCAGCAUCUGCAGUUCCCAUUAUCACUGGACAAUAUAUGUUUGUUGCUGUUUUUAGAAUUAGAAUUCCUACAGGGUGAAAACAGGCCCUUCGGCCCAACAAGUCCACACCGAACCUUACAGCAUCCCACCCAGGCCCAUCUCCCUGUAACUCACCUAAUCUAAACUUCCCUGAACCUAUGGGGAAUUUUGCAUGGCCAAUCCAUGUACCCUGCACAUCUUUGGGCUAUGGGAGGAAACCGGAGCACCCAGAGGAAACCCACGCACACAUGGGGAGAAUGUGCAAACUCAACACUGACUGUUACCCGAGGUGAGAAUCGAACCUGGGUCCCUAGUGCUGUGAGGCAGCAGUGCUAACCACUGACCCACCGUGCCGCCCUAUUUGACGACUGUACCAUUCCUGUUUAAUCCUAUUGUCCUAGCCCAUUGUGUAGCAGCCAUCUUGCAUUAUGACACUGAAUUGAGUGUGGAGCCUGCUGCUCCUGAUAAAACUUAUCUUUUUUUACAAAUACAUUUAUAGUCCCAGCUGUGGGAUUCAACUCUGGAACCAACCACUUUGAUAGGAUAGGGGGUUGACUCUUCGGUUUUCUCCCCAUCAGUAGUUCUGAUGGUGAUAAGCCACACUAUAGUGGGGUGGACCAGUAGUUUAACAAGGCUGUAUUAAAGACAGUACUUUUCUUCAAAAGAGAUUUGACCAUCAGGAGUCCAUGAAGAGCUUGUCCAUUUGAGUGUUGGUAUGUUGGUGAAUGGGUUAUAUGUUUAAAUCCAGAAGUGGCUGCAAUCCGACCGAUAAUUGGGCCCGAAACAUCAGCUUUCGUGCUCCUAAGAUGCUGCUUGGCCUGCUGUGUUCAUCCAGCUCUACACUUCAUUAUCUCGGAAAUGAGUCCAUUUUCUGAAACCACCAUAGCUGACUCAUGCAAGAUUCUGACAACUGCUUCUAUGAUGGUGGUUCAUAACUUUAUUAUCCCCACCCACUGGGAAAAAUAAUCAACAGUAUUGAGGCAACACCACCCGUCAAACAUAAGUUUUCAGUUCCCAGUCAUUCCUAUGUCUUGUUGGGAAAAGUAAUGGGGGUCAGUGGCUGUUGCUGCUCAGUCCUGUGCCUAGGCAGGUUUUCACAGUCAGCUAUGAGUUCCUCACUUGUCUUUGAGAUCGCUGGCUACCACUCACAUCUAAACCUUCACUGUACAGUUGGUAAUGCCCAAGUGUCCCUGGUAUAGUUUAUUCAGGAUGUUUUGAAACUUGAAUAGCAAAUGUUUCAUCAAAUACCGGCAAGCUGUCUAUAUUUGCGAACUGCUAUUGAUCCUGAAAAUAGGCCUUCAUGGCCACUGAAGUGAGCCUUUGAUCUGGCCACUCUUCAAAACAAAACCGACAAAUGACAACAGAUUCUUGGCCUUUCUGAGUGAUUUGAUUGAGCCAUUGAAGGUUACUGGCUAUUUGAUUGCUGUGGCCCAAGUAUCUGAUUCAAUUUUAUCAACAAAUGCCUCAUCAUCACUCGUUCAUGAGCAGUAGACAGUCAUUCUGGAGAACACAUCCACAGUUGUUUUUAGCUUCCCUUGCACCCAUUGGGAUUGGUAGGUCAACCUCAUAAAGCAGAGUCAGAACGCUUGCAUCACCAGAGGCAUCCUUGCCAACUCUCUCUCAUCAAGUUGGGAGAUUGAUAAUUUGUUGCCUGAUUGUAUGAGAACUUCAGAGGCUAAGGACAAUGUUUGAAAACAUCUCGCAUGUUCAUUUGACAGAGGCAGUCUCCAUUUCUAUAAUAUUGUAACAAGUCUCCAAGUCCAACAAUGUUACGGAGGCAUAAUGCACCUCUAUCUUACACCUAUCAGGUUGCUGCUGAAACAACAUGCCUGUAGCUGAAGCAUCCAAAACUGGAUAGAAUGGAUCAUAAUGGGUUAGGAUGUCUAUGGAUGUCAGCACAUCAUUAGCUUUUUCAAAAGCACACUCCAGAUUCAGGUCCUAGGACCUUCCUUGUGUCCUCUUAAGAAAUUGCACAAAGGUUCAGGCACCAUUGCAAAUGGGGUAAAAAUUUUUAAAAACUGAUGUACAAUGACUAUAAACUCUACAGGUUCUGAACCGAUUUUUGGAGUGGAAAAUUUCUUAAUAGUAUUAAUUUUUAGUGGAUCUGGCCAAAUUCCAUCUUUAUUAACAAUAUAUCCCUUGAAGUGAAUAAACUGCAAAAUUCACACCCUUAGUUGAGAGUAAACUCUAUGGUUUUUAAGCAUUUUAAAUCUGUGUCAACCCUUGUUUGUAUUGCUCAACUGGUUUCUCCUUAUACCAAUAUGUCAUCCACCUGGCAUGUGACUCCUUCUAAAUCUUGUUUGGACAUGGUUCAUUGAAAGAUCUUUGGAGCUGAAGUGAUCCCAAAAGGCAGUUAACUGAAGCAAAACCUCCCAAAUGGAACAAUAAAUGUAGUAAACAGUCUUGACUCUUUGCCUAAUUAUAUUUGCCAGAGUUCACUGUUGAUGUUGAAUUUUGUAAAAAUUCUACUUUCACACAAUUUGGUUAAAUUUUCAUUCACUGUAAGUAAAGAAUGGAAUUCUCUAGCUGCUACCUUGUUGAGUUAUGUUACGGCAUCAUAUAUUCUAUAGACUCCUUGGGUUUGGGUAUGGUAGGCCUGCCCUCGAUCUACUCCAUUGAUUUGUUCACCAGGAAAAUUAUACCUAUUCUGGUAUUUCCUCAUGUUGCUUCUGGGCCUGACUCAUUGACAGAUGUGGAAUCUUCCUUAUUGUGUAUAAACACAUUGGUUUAACUUCCUUCUUUGCUAUAUUUGGUAUUCUACUGUGAAUAAUUUUGGGAGUUUGAGUCAAAGGAACUCUUACUCCUGUAUUGUUUGAUUUCUUUGACUUUUUAAAUUGGCUUUAGGUCCAAUCAAACUUUCCUGCUCAAGAGCAAGGCUUCUAAUUAUGAAUUACAUACACUUUUUCUACUACCUGAUACUCUUUACGAUGUGGUAUUACUUCGAACAUGCAUUUAACAUUGAGAGUGUUUCCUCUUGUACUCUGUAGCUUCAAGUCCAUAGGCUUUAACUUCCAUUCCUUCAGCUAUGGUAUUUGAUAUGAUGGGACACUUAUCACAUUUUCAAGUUUAAAUUAACAAAUGUUCAUUACAUAAAUAAGCUCCGUGAAAAUCAAAUGAGUUAGAUCCUUUGUUUCCUUGCAGGUAUGGUGUACAAAUGUAGUAUUCUUUUGUCAUGGGUGAGCAUUGUCUACGCCUGUGAGGCUUUGCUUUUCCAUAGUGUUGACACUGACUCUUGGUAUCUGGUAUUUGACCAAUUGAACACAUUAAUUUUUUAACAUUUUCAGCUUCAGGAUUAGUAUUUCAUAUUGAAGUGACUCUGAAUUAGAAAUGUUAAGGAUUUCUUUUCUCUAAGUUGUCUAAUCUUGUGUUCUGUUCUGCCCAACUCUCAUAUUGUCUUUUUAGAAGUAUUAUUUUUCCAUCCAUUUCUUCUUUAUUUGUUUAUUUACUUACUUAUAAUGCCUUAAAGCUGUCUUAACGCUAUAAUAAUUCAAUGCUGUUUGUAACCAGCUGGCUUCAGGCUUGUAUUCCGGCAUUAAAUUAAUGUUGUUUAAAUUCUGUUGUUUUUAAGUUGCUAGAAACUUUUAAACUGUGUUAUAACAAUACUGUAUGAUAU